This is a messenger RNA of Durio zibethinus, 2859 nucleotides long. Lineage: Eukaryota; Viridiplantae; Streptophyta; Magnoliopsida; Malvales; Malvaceae. The record is from RefSeq and is a predicted model, not a curated record.
UGCCACUAUCCCACACUUAAUCACUCAUAAUCGAAGCAGCAAAACAAGUUGCAGUUCUUACACCUAGAAGUUGAUGAUCUGCAAGUCCAGGUUUAAGGGAUUGAUAGUUACUUAUGGAAACAAGAAAAUAUAAAGGCAGUUUGAUUUUUCAGCUUUCCUGGUUUUUCUCUUACUCUUGCCACUUUAGUUUCAGAACUUUCCAUCUUGAAUUCUCCUUGUAUCUAAAUAUAAAUUUCUUUCAUUAUUACUUGACAUCAAAUCUCUAAAAUAUCUAGGGCCUAGGGGUUUCUCUUUAUAUAAUUAGCUGCAACCAGCCUUCUGCCUCCAUCAAUUAAACUUCACAUUCUUGUUCAGGUAACCAACCAAUCUCUUUCCUUUGUGUUGGGGUGUUCUUUAUUUCAAGAACUUUUUCUGUUUGCUUUGCACAAUGGUGGGAGGAAAAGUAGAAUAUUCUUUGGGGGAGACCAAACCGAAAAUUGGUGGUGACCGAGUCUCUGGCAGUGCAAAGCUUACAUCCUCAUUUGACCUUGUUGAGCAGAUGCAAUUCUUAUUUGUCAGAAUAGUUAGAGCUAGAGAUUUGCCAUUGAAAACCGUCAAUGGAAUCAGUGAUCCUUUUGUUGAAAUAAAGAUUGGGAACUAUAAGGCAACAACGAAAUACUUUGAGACGAAACCAAAUCUGGAAUGGAACAAAGUGUUUGCCUUCACAAGAGAUCGUGUGCAGGGUACAGCUAUGGAGAUCACUGUGAGAGACAAGAAACUUGCAAUUAAUGACAAUAUGAUUGGUAAGGUUACUAUUAAUUUCUCUGACAUUCCUACUUGUCUUCCACCAGAUAGUCCACUUGCUUCACAAUGGUAUAAGCUGGAGGACAAAAAUGGGAUCAAUGUAGGGAGAGGAGAACUGAUGUUGGCCAUUUGGUUUGGCACUCAAGCUGAUGAUGUGUUUCCUGAUGCCUGGCAUUCAGAUGCAGCAAUUGUGAGCGGUGAAUGCCUUCUGAAUACUCGUUCGAAAGUAUAUCUUUCACCUAGACUUUGGUACCUUAGAGUUAAUAUAAUUCAAGCACAGGAUUUGGUACCUGCUGGCAACAGGAAUAGAAAACCAGAAGUUUAUGUCAAGGCUAUUCUUGGGGAUGUGAUCUUGAGGACCAAAGUUUCCCCUGAUAAGAAUGUGAAUCCUAAAUGGAAUGAGGAUUUGAUGUUUGUUGUGGCAGAGCCAUUUGGUGAUCCUUUAAUUUUGAGUGUGGAGGAUAAGCUGGGAAAAAAUAUGGUGGAGUGUUUAGGAAGGUGUGUAAUUCGUUUAUCACAGGUUGACCAGAGGCUGCUACCUGUACCAGCUGCUCCUAAGUGGUACAAUCUUGAAAAGAUUGUACUUGAAGAUGGACGGAGGAAAGAGUUGAAUUUUUUUAGUAAGCUUAACAUGCGGAUAACUCUGGAUGGUGGAUAUCAUGUUUUUGAUGAAUAUAUUCACUAUGUUAGUGACUACCGGCCAACAGCGAAAAAGCUGUGGACGGCAAUGAUAGGGGUUUUGGAGUUGGGGAUCAUAAGUGCUAGCAGUUUGCAGCCAAUGAAGUUAAGAGAUGGGCGCGAAACUACUGAUGCUUAUUGCGUGGCGAAAUACGGGCCUAAGUGGGUCAAGACUAGGACAAUAGUUGACAGUUUUGCUCCGAAAUGGAAUGAACAAUAUACUUGGGAGGUUUAUGAUCCGUUUACUGUCCUUACUAUAGGAGUUUUUGAUGACUGUCACUUGCAUGGUGGUGUUGUGGUUGGAGGUGGAAAAGAUCCAAGCAUUGGGAAGGUAAGGAUUCGACUAUCUACUCUUUCAACUGACAAGAUUUACACAUACUCUUAUCCCCUUUUGGUGUUAAAACCCAAUGGGUUGAAAAAAAUGGGAGAAAUUCAGUUAGCUGUAAGAUUUACUUGCUCAUCGUUCUUGAAGUUAUUUCUGGCUUAUACCAUUAAUCCUUUGUUUCCGAAAAUGCAUCAUAUUUACCCGCUCUCCAUAUAUCACCUCGAUAGUUUAAGGCAACAAGCCACUCGUAUUCUUUGUUUAAGGCUAAGCCGCUCUGAACCACCAUUAAGGAGAGAAGUUGUGGAGUACAUUUUGGAUGGAGGUUCCCAGAUGUGGAGCCUAAGAAAAGCCAAAGCUAAUUUCGAAAGACUAUUGGCUACUUUGAAGUGCUUUUUGGAUGCUUGGAAAUGGUUUGAUGAAAUACGGAGGUGGAAGAAUCCUACGGUAACUAUUCUAGUCAUAUCAAUAUACUGCAUUGCGGUUCUUAAACCAGAUUUGAUAUUGCCUACACUGAUUCUAUAUUGCCUUCAAGUUGGGAUUUGCCGAUGGAGGAACCGACCGAGGCAUCCAACUCACAUUGAUGUCAAACUUUCCCUUGCUAUUUCAACAACUGCUGAUGAAUUGGAUGAAGAAUUUGACACAUUCCCAUCUUCUAGACAAUCUGACGUUCUUAGAAUGAGAUAUGAUCGGCUGAGAAGUAUAGCAGGGAGGGUUGUGACUGUUAUUGGUGACUUUGCAACUAAAGCUGAGAGGUUUCACUCUCUGCUAAACUGGCAAGACCCAAGAAUUACAGCUGUUUUCCUUACUUCUUGUCUGGUAGGUUCUUUCCUCUUAUAUUACGUAAAUCUCAAAGUUUUUCUUAUCGUUGGUGGCUUUUAUUGGAUGAGGCAUCCAGCAUUUGGUAAUGACAUUUUAAAUGCACCCCAGAACUUCAUGAGCAGAUUGCCCACAAAAGCAGAUUACAUGUUAUGAGAAUACAUUUCUUUUUCCUUCUUUUAACAGUUCUUUUAAAAGAUGUAAGCAAAUAUUCUUUUUCUUCUGAUUAAUAAAAUUACAAACCAUGGAGCUUUCUU